GAGUGGCAGGGGACGGUCGAGCCCGCGGGCUGAGCCGCGAGGGUGACCCCAGGGGCCGGCGGCGCAGCGGGGAGCGCGCGCACGAGGUGCGGGACCCUGUGACCGAGCCAGCUCAGCGGGGGCGGCCGAGGCACGGCAGCGCAGCGCUGGGGGCCGGGCGCCCCCGGAGCCCCGCGGCUUGGAGCCCGCGCCCGGGCCCGACGAUGCUGACGCCCCGGCUGUGCCGAGGGCGCGGCGGUGGCGGCGCAGGGCAGCACUGAAAGUUGGGCGAAGGACGGCGCGGAAGCCCCGGGACCCACGCACUGAGCGACCGCAGCCGGCGAGGGCGCGGGAAGCGGCGCCGGGACUUCCCGCUGCCCGCGCGGACGCCGUGGGAUGUAGUGCCCGCUCAGCGCCGCCCGGACGCCGUCGGACCUUCAGCCCCGCGGCCCUGCGUCUCCCCAGGUGACCCCGCCGGCGUCAGGACAUGCACGGGCACAGCCGCAACGGGCAGGCCCACGUGCCCCGGCGGAAACGCCGCAACCGCUUCGUCAAGAAGAACGGCCAAUGCAACGUGUACUUCGCCAACCUGAGCAACAAGUCGCAGCGUUACAUGGCGGACAUCUUCACCACGUGCGUGGACACGCGCUGGCGCUACAUGCUCAUGAUCUUCUCCGCGGCCUUCCUCGUCUCCUGGCUCUUCUUCGGGCUCCUCUUCUGGUGCAUCGCCUUCUUCCACGGGGACCUGGAGGCCAGCCCGCCAGCAGCCGCUGCGGCAGCGGCGGCGGCGGCCGCAGCGGGGAACCCUGCGGGCGCAGGUGGCGGGGCAGCGCCGGCCGCCCCCAAGCCCUGUAUCAUGCACGUCAACGGCUUCCUGGGCGCGUUCCUGUUCUCGGUGGAGACGCAGACGACCAUCGGCUACGGCUUCCGGUGCGUGACGGAGGAGUGCCCGCUGGCGGUCAUCGCCGUAGUGGUCCAGUCCAUCGUGGGCUGCGUCAUCGACUCGUUCAUGAUUGGCACCAUCAUGGCCAAGAUGGCGCGGCCCAAGAAGCGGGCGCAGACGCUGCUGUUCAGCCACCACGCGGUCAUCUCGGUGCGCGACGGCAAGCUCUGCCUCAUGUGGCGCGUGGGCAACCUGCGCAAGAGCCACAUCGUGGAGGCGCACGUGCGCGCGCAGCUCAUCAAACCCUACAUGACGCAGGAGGGCGAGUACCUGCCGCUGGACCAGCGGGACCUCAACGUGGGCUACGACAUCGGCCUGGAUCGGAUCUUUCUGGUGUCCCCCAUUAUCAUCGUGCACGAGAUUGAUGAGGACAGCCCGCUGUACGGCAUGGGCAAGGAGGAGCUGGAGUCGGAGGACUUCGAGAUCGUGGUCAUACUGGAGGGCAUGGUAGAGGCCACGGCCAUGACCACCCAGGCCCGCAGCUCCUACCUGGCCAGUGAGAUCCUGUGGGGCCACCGCUUCGAACCAGUGGUCUUUGAGGAGAAGAGCCACUAUAAAGUGGACUACUCCCGCUUCCACAAGACCUACGAGGUGGCCGGCACGCCCUGCUGCUCGGCCAGGGAGCUACGGGAGAGCAAGAUCACCGUGCUGCCCGCGCCACCGCCGCCGCCCAGUGCCUUCUGCUAUGAGAAUGAGCUGGCCCUUAUGAGCCAGGAGGAAGAGGAGCUGGAGGAGGAAGCGGCGGCCGCGGCAGCGGUGGCUGCCGGCCUGGGCCUGGAGGCGGGCUCCAAGGAGGAGGCAGGCAUCAUCCGCAUGCUGGAGUUUGGGAGCCACCUGGAUCUGGAGCGCAUGCAGGCCACGCUCCCACUGGACAACAUUUCCUACCGCAGGGAAUCUGCCAUCUGACUUCACUCCUGGGCCAGCGCCACCCCCGACUCUCACGCCAGCCACUGCUGGGCGCUGGGCUGCCAGGACACACACCGCUUCCCACACUCAGGGCACAGCACAGUCUGGCUGGCUCCAUGGACCUUCUGGAGGAGGGCCAGGGGCUUCCAAGAAGGCCACUCCCAGGGCCCAGGCUCCGGCAGGGCCCAGGACAUCGUGGGGGCCUGUCAGCCUGGGCUUCCCUACACUUACCUACCUGCAGCCAGCUCUGGGCACCACCCCCUCCCCAGGCCCUUCAAGGACAUGUCCCCCCACCCACCCUCUCAGGACCUUGGCGA
Molecule: messenger RNA, 2145 nt
Organism: Ochotona princeps (American pika)
Lineage: Eukaryota; Metazoa; Chordata; Mammalia; Lagomorpha; Ochotonidae
Gene: KCNJ4
Product: potassium inwardly rectifying channel subfamily J member 4
Exons: 2
Coding region: 467-1828 (453 amino acids)
Biological process (GO): regulation of monoatomic ion transmembrane transport; potassium ion import across plasma membrane
Cellular component (GO): plasma membrane
Molecular function (GO): inward rectifier potassium channel activity
Source: RefSeq, a predicted model, not a curated record